AAAUGAUCUCCAAGGCGAGUUGAUCGGAGGCUCAUUUCCGCGGUUGGCCAUGCGUCGCGCUGUAGCUUUUCCUUAAUUGUACCUACCACGGUCCGGUAUGCCACCAUUAAAUUGAAUCUAGCCCGUACCUGGAUGAUCUACUAGUGGAAUAUCUGGCCGGUGCAGCUUUCCCCGGCUAGAAUUUCAAUGAUACAAUGGGAAAUGCAACCAUAUCGAUCUCACGAUAUAUAUAACUCCACACGCCCUGACACCUGACUCGUUUUUUUAUCAUCCCAAUUCACCUGGAUAUUACGUUAGGGCUCUACGUCACCUCGAAGUUUCGAAGAUGAAGGUUACUCUCCUUUCGGCGCUGGCCACUGUCGCCCGCGCGGGCGUGAUCUGGGAUGGACGAUUCAAUGAUCUGGGCACGUCGGCGGACCUUAACAAGUGGUCUUGGUCAAAUCAAGUCGGGCCCUACCAGUACUACAUCCACGGCUCUGGCUCCGUUGAGAAAUACAUCAACUUCUCUCCCGACUUCAAGAACCCAGCAGACACAGUGUCGAAGCAAGGAGCCAAGUUCACACUAGACAGCACGGCAUUCUGGAACGGCCAGAACAUGCGCCGUAUCGAAUUGAUCCCGCAGACUAAGGCCGCGAUUAACAGCGGAAAGGUGUUCUACCAUUUCAGUAUCUCCCGUAAGGACACCAACGCCCCGUCCAAAAACCGCGAGCACCAGAUCUGCUUCUUCGAGUCCCACUUCACCGAACUGAAGUACGGUUGGAUCUCUGGUGAGCAGGGUACUGAGAACCCGAACUUGCAGUUUAUGGUCUCCCAGAACAGCAAGUGGAAGACGGAGUGGAAGCCCAACGUCUGGCACAACGUCGCCUUCGAGAUCGACUUCGGUGCAGGUACAGUCGGUUUCUGGCAUUCGGAGGGGGCAGACCCGUUAACGCAAGUCGUUGCUCCCGCUAAGACCUCGACUUCGUCUAAUGGCGCUGAUUGGCAUUUGGGUGUUCUCGAGCUGCCGCGCUCUGGUUACUCUGACGGUACUGAGGACUUUUACUUCUCUGGCGUGUACAUUGAGAGUGGACCUAUUACUACUGCUAUUGGUGGCCCUGCUGCGUAAUCUCAAAAUCACCAGUACAUAUCGGAAACAAGCAUUGGUAUAGGCAUUCAUCUGAACGAACCCGGGGCGGGAUUCUUGUAUCUAAGUGGUUCUAUUUAGCAUACCUGUAUAUAUGAACGAAAUAUUGAAUAACUCGAUCUAAUUCAUCAUUUGAUAGAGCCCAGUGUAUUUAA
This is a messenger RNA of Hypoxylon trugodes, 1278 nucleotides long. RefSeq lists its product as uncharacterized. Bases 326 to 1105 code for a protein of 259 amino acids. The transcript has 4 exons. The record is from RefSeq and is a predicted model, not a curated record. Lineage: Eukaryota; Fungi; Ascomycota; Sordariomycetes; Xylariales; Hypoxylaceae.